AUGAAGGACACUGUCAAAAGUGAGCAUGAUUGCAGGCAACUGGUGAAGGACUUAAGGAAACAAUUGGUUGAAGUGAAAAGAGAAAAAGAAGAACAAAUCACAAAAUUAGAUGAAGAUGUUGCUCACUGCAAGGAUCAGUUACAAGAACUUAAAGUCAAAGUUCAGUGCAGUCAGAGACAGCAGCAGAAUAAAGAGUCUGACCUUUAUAACGAGAGGGAGAGACUGAAACAAGAACUAGCAGAAGAGAAGAGAGCACAUGCUGAGAUUGAAAACUACCUCAAGAAACACAUUGAAGAUCUUGAUGGUAAGGUUGAGUACUGGAUGUCAAAGUAUGAAGAAGACUUGGAAAUGAAGACCACUAAAGUACAAGAGACUAAUGAGAGACAUGGAGAUAAAGGAUUAAGAUAA
Amphimedon queenslandica is the source of this 408-nucleotide messenger RNA. RefSeq names its product IQ domain-containing protein G-like. The transcript has 6 exons. The record is from RefSeq and is a predicted model, not a curated record. The coding region runs from base 1 to 408 and encodes 135 amino acids. NCBI's taxonomy places the organism in Eukaryota, Metazoa, Porifera, Demospongiae, Haplosclerida, Niphatidae. Gene Ontology annotation, biological process: cilium organization. Gene Ontology annotation, cellular component: cytoplasm; motile cilium.